CGGUAAAUCCAGGCAAUCUAUCAAUUCUUCCGUCGCUUGUGUGCAGAUAUACGACUGCCUUUUAUCUCAACUGGAAAAUAACCUCGUCAAGGAGGAACCGGUCGCAGCAGAGGUCCAGGUUGGCGGAGGAUACCGCUAUAAUGGGUGUUUUUCAUAAAAGUGGACUUUAUAACAGUUUGUCUGCUCGCAUAUUCUGAUUUAAGAGAGAGAGAAAAAACACCACACACAUUUGACGCCCGCUAGUUUUCGCCGCUUUCCUAUGGUGUUGCCGCUGCCUUUGUGAGAAUCUUCAAAAGAGGGACAUAUUUGUAAUCUUACUGGGAGAAAGUACGCAACUGCCAACAUGUCUGGGGCGUCUGUAAAAGUCGCUGUCCGGGUUCGACCCUUCAACUCCAGGGAGAUGAGCAAGGAGUCAAAAUGUAUCAUUCAGAUGCAAGGCAACAGUACCACUAUUCUCAACCCCAAAGCCCCAAAGGAACCAGCAAAGACCUUCAGUUUUGAUUACUCCUAUUGGUCACACACUACGCCAGAAGACCCUUGCUUUGCAUCACAGAACCGCGUGUACAAUGACAUCGGCAAAGAAAUGCUGCAGCACGCCUUUGAAGGCUACAAUGUCUGUAUCUUCGCUUAUGGCCAGACUGGAGCUGGGAAGUCCUACACCAUGAUGGGCAAGCAGGAGGAAGGCCAGGAAGGAAUCAUUCCCAUGCUCUGUGAAGAUCUCUUUGAGAAAAUCAAUGAAGACAACAACAAAGAGGAGCUCUCCUACUCGGUAGAGGUCAGCUACAUGGAGAUCUACUGUGAGCGAGUGCGGGACUUGCUCAACCCCAAGAACAAAGGCAACCUACGAGUGCGAGAGCACCCUCUGCUGGGUCCCUAUGUGGAGGACCUGUCCAAGCUAGCUGUCACUUCCUACACAGACAUCGCUGACCUAAUGGAUGCAGGCAACAAGGCCAGAACUGUGGCCGCCACCAACAUGAAUGAGACCAGUAGCAGGUCCCAUGCUGUUUUCACCAUCGUCUUCACACAGAGGAAGCAUGACACUGAGACAGACCUCUCAACAGAAAAGGUCAGCAAAAUCAGCCUAGUAGACUUGGCAGGAAGUGAACGUGCAGAUUCCACUGGAGCCAAAGGUACCAGGCUAAAGGAGGGGGCAAACAUCAACAAAUCUCUCACCACAUUAGGAAAGGUUAUCUCUGCCUUGGCCGAAGUGGAUAACUGUACCAGCAAGAGCAAAAAGAAGAAGAAGUCAGACUUCAUCCCAUACAGAGACUCUGUUCUGACAUGGCUGCUAAGAGAAAACCUCGGUGGAAACUCCAGAACAGCCAUGGUAGCCGCCCUCAGCCCUGCAGACAUCAACUAUGAUGAAACCCUCAGCACACUCCGCUAUGCCGACCGAGCCAAGAACAUCAAGUGCAAUGCUGUCAUCAAUGAGGACCCCAACAACAAGCUGGUGCGUGAGCUGAAGGAUGAAGUGGCCAGACUUAAGGACUUGCUUCGUGCCCAGGGCCUGGGAGACAUCCUGGACAUUGAGCCUAUGGGGGAUGAUUGCCCAGGAAGUGGAAGCAAAUGUGCUCAAGGCUUUAAAAUGCAGCUUCUCAGUUCUCAAACUGAGGGUCAGAGCUACAUGCGGAAAGCCCCUAUUGGCUCCCUGACAGCUUCCCCGUCUUCUGGCUCACUGUGCAGCCAGGUGGGCCUGCAGUCAGUCACCAGUAUCCAGGAGCGUAUCAUGUCCACCCCCGGAGGAGAGGAGGCCAUCGAAAGACUCAAGGAAUCAGAGAAGAUCAUCGCAGAGCUUAAUGAAACCUGGGAGGAAAAGCUGCGGAAGACAGAGGCUAUCCGCAUGGAGAGGGAAGCCUUGCUUGCAGAAAUGGGUGUUGCAAUCCGUGAAGAUGGUGGCACUCUGGGGGUCUUCUCUCCUAAAAAGCUUAACCAUGAAAGGUCAUUUGAUCAGCAAUUUGAUUUUCCCACCAAGAAGCUUUUCGCUGGGAAGCCUUGUGAUCUUUUUGCAGACUUUAAUGGGGUGUUUUCCCCAAAGAAGACUCCUCACCUGGUUAACCUGAAUGAGGAUCCACUCAUGUCAGAGUGUCUACUCUACUACAUCAAAGAUGGAAUUACAAGGGUGGGUCAGGCUGAUGCUGAAAGACGUCAGGACAUCGUUUUAAGUGGUGCUCAUAUCAAAGAGGAGCACUGUGUCUUCCGCAGUGAGAGGAAUGCCAAUGGCGAUGUGAUUGUGCUGCUGGUGCCAUGUGAGGGAUCAGAAACCUACGUCAAUGGCAAGCGAGUUGACGAUGCUGUUCAGCUUCGCUCAGGCAACCGCAUCAUCAUGGGGAAGAACCAUGUGUUCCGGUUCAACCACCCAGAACAGGCCAGGGCUGAAAGGGAAAAGACUCCAUCAGCUGAAACCCCUGUGGAGCCGGUGGACUGGACCUUUGCCCAGAGGGAGCUGCUGGAGAAGCAGGGCAUUGACAUGAAGCAGGAGAUGGAAAAAAGACUCACUGAGAUGGAGAUCUUGUACAAAAAAGAGAAGGAAGAAGCAGACCAGCUUCUGGAACAACAAAGACUGGUUUACGAGAGCAAACUGCAGGAACUUCAGAAACAGGUGGAAACUCGUUCACUAGUGGCAGAGACACCCGAUGAAGAAGAGGAGGAAGAGGAGGAAGAAGAGGAAGUGCCGUGGACUCAGCAUGAGUUUGAGCUGGCUCAGUGGGCCUUCAGGAAGUGGAGGUACCAUCAGUUCACCUCACUCCGUGACCAGCUGUGGGGGAAUGCUGUUUACCUGAAGGAAGCCAAUGCCAUCAGUGUGGAGCUCAAGAAGAAGGUCCAGUUCCAGUUUGUCUUGUUGACGGACACACUCUACUCUCCACUGCCUCCUGAGCUCCUGCCCCCAGAGCCAGAGAAGGAGCGUGACACCAGGCCUUUCCCCCGCACUGUAGUGGCCGUGGAGGUCCAGGACCUGAAGAACGGGGCCACGCACUACUGGUCCCUGGAGAAACUUAAACAGAGGCUGGACCAGAUGAGAGAGAUGUAUGACCGCGCUGGAGAGAUGGCGUCUUCAAACCAGGAGGACUGUGAGGGCACACUGACAGGAAGUGACCCCUUCUAUGACCGCUUCCACUGGUUCAAACUAGUGGGGAGCUCCCCCAUCUUCCACGGUUGCGUUAACGAGCGCCUGGCUGACCGCACACCCUCGCCCACCUUCUCCACCACUGACUCGGAGAUCACCGAGCUGGCAGACGAGCGUCAGAGUGAGAUGUCCGACUUGAUUGACGACGAGGCGUUUGUGGACGACACCAGCUCCGACGCUGGCACUGAGGAGGGCUCAGACAUCUUCAGUGACGGCCAGGACCCCUUCUAUGACCGCUCCCCCUGGUUCAUCCUGGUGGGAAGAGCUUUUGUGUACCUGAGCAACCUGCUGUACCCUGUACCCCUGGUUCACCGUGUUGCCAUAGUGACAGAGAAGGGUGACGUACGUGGUUUCCUGCGCGUCGGGGUCCAGGCUAUCGCUGCUGAUGAGGAGGCUCCCGACUACGGGUCAGGAGUGAGACAGUCAGGAACUGCCAAGAUCUCCUUUGAUGAUGAGUACUUCAAAAAGAAUGACUUUCCCUCCACGGUUAUGACCCGCUCUGGCUUGUCCCUUGAGGAGCUGCGUAUUGUGGAGGGUCAGGGUCAAAGUUCAGAGGUCAUCACGCCCUCGGAGGAGCUCAACAGAAUCAAUGACAUGGAUCUGAAGCUGGGUAAUGUGGUGGAGACCAAGCUGAGCCGUGGCGAGGGUCUGGCAGGCCAGCUGGAGGUGGGCAGCAUCUUCACCUUCCGUGUGACCGUGCUCCAGGCCAGUGGCAUCCUGCCUGAAUAUGCCGACAUCUUCUGCCAGUUCAAUUUCCUGCAUCGUCAUGAUGAGGCUUUCUCCACUGAGCCUCUGAAGAACACGGGCAAAGGAGCUCCUCUGGGCUUUUACCAUGUCCAGAAUAUUUCAGUGGAGGUGACAGAGUCCUUCAUUGAGUACAUCAAGACCAAGCCCAUUGUGUUUGAAGUUUUCGGCCAUUACCAGCAGCACCCUCUGCACCAUCUUGGCCAGGAUCUGAUCAGUCCUCCUACACCAUCAAGGAAGUACUAUCCGAUCCCUAUGCCUCUGUCGAAGCCAGACCAUGUCCGUAAAAUAGAGUUGCUCCGCUACCUGAUGAGUGGCUAUAUGAAUGGCCAGGUGCUGGACACACUGUCUGUGCAUGCCAACGCCCUGGCCUCCACUGCAGUGGCCAGCCUGGAGGACAAGGCCGACCAGCUCUCUCACUUCCCCAUCAUCCCGGCACCCUUUUACUUUGUGCUAACCGUGCCAAAGCACCAUGUUCCAGCCACAAAGGUGAACACCAUUACCAAGUCCAACCUGGGCCAGUGUGUCAGCAAGUAUGACCUGCUGGUCUGGUUUGAGAUCAGCGAGCUGGAGCCCACUGGAGAGUACAUCCCAGCUGUAGUGGAUCAUAGUGGAGGACUGCCCUGCCAUGGCACCUACCUACUGCACCAGGGGAUCCAACGGAGGAUCACAGUGACUCUCAUCCAUGAAAAAGGCAGCGAGCUCCACUGGAAGGACGUCCGUGAGCUGGUCGUGGGUCGCAUCAGGAACAAGGCAGAGGUGGAUGAGAGCGCCGCUGACGCUGUCCUGUCCCUCAACAUAAUUUCCGCCAAGAACAUCAAGUCAUCCCACAACUCCAACAGGCUUUCUAUUGAUAAGGAUAUUGCUAGGACCUUCUACCGCUUCGAGGCUGUGUGGGACAGCUCCCUGCACAACUCCCUCCUGCUCAACCGAGUUACUCCUUAUGGAGAGAAGAUCUACAUGACCCUGUCUGCAUAUCUGGAGCUUGACCACUGCAUCCAGCCUGCCAUUAUAACCAAAGAUAUCUGCAUGGUCUUCUACUCCCGAGAUGCAAAGAUCUCACCUCCUCGGUCCCUGAGGAACCUCUUUGGCAGUGGAUACUCCAAAACCCCUGACUGCAAUCGAGUCACUGGCAUCUACGAGCUGAGCUUGUGUAAGAUGUCUGACACUGGGAGCCCAGGGAUGCAGCGGAGGAGGAGGAAGAUCCUGGACACAUCAGUGGCGUAUGUGCGUGGAGAGGAAAACCUGGCUGGCUGGAGGCCCCGAGGAGACAGUCUCAUCCUGGAGCACCAAUGGGAGCUGGAGAAAAUGGAGCAGCUGCAUGAGGUGGAGAAGACCCGCCACCUGCUGCUGCUGAGGGAGAAGCUGGGAGAAGCAGCCCCUGUAGGAACAGCUCCUACCGCCAAGUCCCUCAGCGAGUCCCUGUCACCCAGCAUGAGCUCAGGCACCCUGUCCACCUCCACGUCCAUCUCCUCUCAGAUCUCUAGUACCACUUUUGAGAGUGCCAUCACGCCAAGCGAGAGCAGUGGCUACGACUCGGCUGACAUCGAGAGCCUGGUGGAUCGCGAGAAGGAGCUGGCCACUAAGUGCCUGCGCCUCCUGACUCACACCUUCAACAGUGAAUACAAUCAGGUGUGCAACAGUAUCAGUGACUGCAAGCUGUCUGAUAUCUCACCAAUGGGACGCGACCCGUCAGUGACCAGCUUCAGCAGCGCCACCCUCACCCCCUCCUCCACCUGCCCAUCUCUCUCUGAUUCCCGCUGUGGCUCCUUAGACCAGAAGACCCCAGAGAACAGCUCCCGUGCCUCCAGCCCCUCUUGCUCAGACUACGAGAACUUCCCCAUGGUGCCCACCCUGGAGACCUCUUAUCUAGCACGAGCCGGCAAGAAUGAGUUCCUCAACUUGGUGCCUGAUAUUGAAGAGAUGAGGCCAGGAUCGGUCGUGUCUAAGAAGGGUUUCCUGAGCUUCAUGGAGCCACGCUCCAACUCAUGGGUGAAGCACUUUGUGGUUGUACGCCGGCCCUACGUCUUCAUCUACAACAGCGACAAGGACCCAGUGGAGCGGGGUGUCCUCAACCUGUCCACAGCACAGGUGGAAUACAGUGAAGACCAGCAGGCCAUGCUCAAGACUCCCAACACAUUUGCUGUGUGCACAAAACACAGAGGAAUCCUCCUGCAGGCCAACAAUGACAAGGACAUGAACGACUGGCUGUAUGCCUUUAACCCGCUGCUAGCAGGAACGAUAAGAUCCAAGUUGGCGAGGAGGCGCAGUGGCGUAGUGAAGAACUGAGUUGACCCGCACACAGGAAACCAUGGCUUCCAUUCUUCUGAAAAGCCUUUGAACAUACCAAGUGUUAACACUUAUUAACCAUUGUGAUUCUUGAUGGUUUUCUCUUAUAUGUAGACCUGUGGCUUAAGUCUCUUUCAAGUGACAAACGUUUCAGUUCCUGAAAAACUCGCCUCCCCUCUCUCCCCGCAAAAGCCCUCUGCCAACUUAGCUGUUCCCCUCUCUCUCCCGAGCUUUUUGUGUUUUUGUUUUUAUGACGACGUUUUGGUCUUUUUUUGUUCCGCUUUGUUGUCAUUCCCUUGCCCCCUAACUAGUAGCAUGUUGUAAUAGUCUACUUGUGUGUGCACGAUUCUUCAGAAACAGUUUCUUCUCGACACUAUUUUUCAGUUUACCAGUUGUCUGUAAAAAUUGUCUCUAUCAGUGUUACUUGUCUCUUAAGAGGAGUUUUAUUUUUGAUUCUUUUCUUUUUUUUCGUGCCGGCAUGACAACUGCAGCAGUCCUCAGGAGAAGACCAGGUUUGCUUACUCACUACUAAAAAAAAAAACCAUGCAAAUAUACAGCGAUGAAGGGAAAAAAUACAUGUAAAUCCAAGUAAAAUAUUGGUUUACGCUCUCCUACAGAAAGCAAGACUGGUUCAAGAAUUAUUGCUGCUAGUGAUUUAUUAGGUUUUUGUUCUCAUUGCGAGACUUUGCAUUAGGCCGUUGCCUCUUCCUAAAGUAGAAUCUAGCUCCCCCGUCCUUCUCCCUACUUGGCCUUUAGAGUCAAAAAGUGAACACAGAAAAUCGCUCAAGGUCCCCACUCAGCGAGACAUUAACGGCAGCAUUGGAUUUCCACUGUUACACAUGUGAUAGUUAUAUUCCCCUCUCCUAUCCCUGUAAAUACACCAGGUCCAGCCCCAAUAGCGCCGUCACACAUUGAGGGAUUACUUGCGAUCAUGCACGUCAACAUCAGAAAUACAUGCUGACUGAAGAGAUGAACAAGAAUGCAUCAGGAUUAUUUAUAUCUCAGCAGUGAAAACAUGACAUUGGAUUGUUACUGCUACAGCAGAUACGUCUCUGCUUUUUUUGCCAUUUCAACUCAGCUGUAUGGCUCAGUUAUAAUUAAAAAACAACAACAAUAGGAAAAUAACUAGUUCAAAGAAAAUGGGUUUCAGAGGGGAUAAGGAGAAGGAGGAGGAGGAGGUGGUGUUUGGACAGUACUCUGAGGAGAAUAUCACUUGUACAUAUGUGCUAGGAUCAGUGUGGUAGUUGCCUUUCAUUUAAGACAUUCCUCUCAGAUCUUUUAGCUCUUAGCACUUUUCUUACACCGACGUGUUAAGGUUCAAAGAGCCUCGACGUCCGCUAACAUGUUCCUCAUUUUUUCUUUCUUUUUUAAUCAUCACAUACUGGUGAUACUGAAGUCAAGAUAUGCAGAAGGAACCAAGAGAAUGAAGGAGGGAUGUUCUAGCCUUGAGCCUUGUAGUGGUUAGGUGAAGGUGCUAGCACAUUGCCUUGAGGACAGGAACCUAUGAACAGGCCUGAACCAUGGGUCCAUUCACUGUCAGUGCAAGUGUCAGGUAUUAUCUCUGAAGUCAUUAUUAUUCAACAGGGUGGACUGAUGCACCGUAGAUUUCCAUUUGUUGUUUUUUUCUUAUUGCAUUCUUGAAUCUAAACCUCUUAACUCAGCUAACUUUUAUUGGGUUGAUUUUUUUUUUAAGUUUUAUUAACAUUGUUGAUUAUUUUGUAUUAUUAUGCGGUUAUUCCACAGUGGAGUUUGAUAUGAAAUGUAAAAGAGGGCAUUUAUUUCUUAAGUUUUAUCUUGGCUAUAUUGGUGUUUAAUCUUAUUUUGCACAUUAACACAACUAUAGCAAGACGAGAGCAGAUCAGUCCCCGAGAUCAUUUCUUACAGCACCAUCUCGAGUGCAAGAGGUGCAUAAGGGAACACUGAUAAGGGAGCACAUAUCAAGGCUACACUGGAUAGCUGUGCAUUUUGGGUUGAACAUAACUCGGAAGGCUUACCAUAGGGAAGUAGCAUCAAAGUUACAAAAUAUGCUCAAAGCUGUUUUUGUUUUUCUAGAAUUGUUUAUGAAAAUAUUUGCUCUGUACAUUCUGGUACAAUUGUGGCUGCUACAUUUGGGUCAUAGCAAAUUAUGGGAAAUGAGGGUGCCUCUGUUUCUGUGAUUGGUGGAAGCUUGAGCGGCACCAUUAAACUCUGGCCAGCCAACCAGACGUGUGCCUCAUGUACUCUGCCCACUUGUUGAGGUGUGUUGAAACAGAGGCGCUGCAGAUCCGGGGAGCGUUCAUGAAUUGCUCCACAUGUUACAGAGUGACGAUGAUUGGCUACACAUCUUCAGUGUUUGCUGAUGUGACGAGAGGAAAACAUUUUCUCAGAGGAAUGAAAAUGUCUGAAAGCCGCUGCCCUCGGGUCAGCCAACCUGUCGGGCAGAGAAAUGCAAACCAAGUUGCUGGGUUGAGUUGCAGCUGGUUUCUGGGAAGUGUGUUUUCCGUCUCGACAAACACAGCACGGUCAUUUAGGACACUAGUUCUCAAAAAAAAAAAAGAGAGAGAACAGAGCGACUUCUAUGCACUGAUCAAAGCUCAAAGUUUACUGUACCUUGCAUUAACCUCACUGUAUUCAACAAUGACAUGUAUGAGAAAAUAUUAACAUAUUGAUAUGAAUACUUGUCAGAGCAAAAAUUUUCACACUUCAGCAACUAAUUUGCCGAGGUAUAUCAUUUUGGAUUGUGUAUUUAUUGUUUGCAAUGUAUAUAUUAGUUUGCAGCUCUUUGCACAUAUUAAUAAAAGGUAUAACUAAGUGAUCAAAUAAAGACUGUGCGGUUUAGUUCUUCUCAGAUUGAACCAAACGAUGGUGUGGCAGCCUCUUUCAGCGCAGACUGACCUGGGAGAGAGUUGAAUGUACUAUCAGGAUGUUGCUUUGUGUUUUUCCAUCAUUUACAUUUUUAAAAAAAAUAAAUAAAUAAAGGGAGGGAGGGAGGGGUAGCACAAAAAUGUAACCUGUUCUCCAUCUCUUUCUGUACAGGUGGGUUACAUUUGUGCUUGGAAAACUGUUUGAAUCAAAGUCUGCUUUUGAUUUUUAAGAUUAUAUUUACUUAUUCCUCACCAUUCAUGUUAGCUAGACAUCUGAAUUAUAACAAGUGUGGUUACUCUGAGGGGCUUUUGUUUUUAUUUCAUUUGUUUUCUAAUAUCAGGGAAUAUCUUACAAAGUAGCUAGUGAUAAAAAUGACAGUAUACUAUUGUUUGUGCUGGUGUUUUUCUUCACCUCAACACUUUCCCAUGCUGCCUUUCAAGCAAAACUAGCCAUGAUAUUUUGCAUCUUCUCCCCCUCUGACAAUUAAUAUCUGUUAACUGCAUUCCCUUUGGAUUUGUUCACCAAAAAAAUUUAAAAAAUAAAAUAUAAAAAAAAGACAAAACCAAGACAUUAACACUGUACAUUAUUUGUCAGAUUGGUUUCAUUUUCAUACUUAUUUUGUAAAUAUCUGUGUUGUAUGGGGCUUGAAUUAAAAAUGUAAAUAUGUUUCCUGUAUUUGUAAUAAUUAUAAUCCAUUCGCUGUAUAGCCUAGACGUGUCAUGCAGAUAUCCUAAUUCUGUGUAUGGUAAUCUUGCACCAUUGAACUGUUUAGUGAAUGAGGCAACAAUAAAAGUACAACCUGUGCAUUAGCAGAACAAACAA
Molecule: messenger RNA, 9823 nt
Organism: Myripristis murdjan (pinecone soldierfish)
Lineage: Eukaryota; Metazoa; Chordata; Actinopteri; Holocentriformes; Holocentridae
Gene: kif1b
Product: kinesin family member 1B
Exons: 54
Coding region: 344-6157 (1937 amino acids)
Biological process (GO): microtubule-based movement
Molecular function (GO): microtubule binding; ATP binding; microtubule motor activity
Source: RefSeq, a predicted model, not a curated record